This is a messenger RNA of Asterias rubens (European starfish), 2123 nucleotides long. Its product is annotated as scavenger receptor cysteine-rich domain superfamily protein-like. The record is from RefSeq and is a predicted model, not a curated record. The transcript is spliced from 8 exons. Gene Ontology annotation, cellular component: membrane. NCBI's taxonomy places the organism in Eukaryota, Metazoa, Echinodermata, Asteroidea, Forcipulatida, Asteriidae. The coding region runs from base 222 to 1799 and encodes 525 amino acids.
CUUUUUGCCGGGCACCAUUGUUGCGCACUCAAUCGGUGAUAGCGAGCAAGGUCGAACACGGACCUACAUACAAGUAAGGUUGGCUGGUGUAGUCAAACAACUCAAUUUUCUGGUAAAAAGUCUGAGAGAACAUCAGUAGAGCAGACGAAAACACCGGAUUUUAGCAGUGUGAUCUAACACUGUGACGGACUUUUGCUGUACACUUUACAGCAGAUGGCAAGAUGACUAUGGAAGCCUCAGUCAAGAUAACGGUCUUCAUAUCGAGCUUGUUGGUAAUUCUUACAAGAUGCAAGGCACAAGAUAUAUUUUCCCUGCGUGUUGUGAAUUCAACCUCUAUCACAACCCCACACGGUCGGCUUGAAGUGUUCUACAAGGAUCAAUGGGGUAGGAUCUGUGCGGAAGGAUGGGACUUCUACGAUGCUCUCGUCUCAUGCCGUCAACUUGGAUACCAUUGGGUCAACUACCUCGGCUUAGACGGUGACAAGGAGGGAAGGGGUGAUGAACCAGCAUGGCUGAGUAAUGUUGGGUGUGUUGGAUCUGAGAGGUCCUUAGAGAGGUGUCCAAACGAUGGCUGGAUGCGCCAUGAAUGUAGCGGGUCCUUUGCCACGGUCUGGUGCACAAACGAAGCAUCCAGCCUAGAGGUGGAAUUCUUCUCCUACAUCCACUUUGCCACGGAGGGAGGUCUUCUCAUCCGGCCGUACCCAGAUUCAGAUCCCUACUUGGUCUGCGAUAAAGGCUGGGACAAAGCAGAAUCGGACGUCAUCUGUCGGCAGAUGGACUUCCCAUCGGCCGUCAGGGCGACCACCGGUUCAUACUUUGGGGAACAUCCAUCACGGCUGGGACACCAAUUGAAGUACAUAGCCACUGGGCUGGAGUGCCAGGGGAACGAGAGUUCUAUUGGAGAGUGUCGUGCCGAGAUGUGGUUUACUGAGCAGUGUCCUCCUAGCCACGAAGCUGGUGUGGUUUGCAAUAGAAGAGGAGAGCCAGCAGGCUUUCAAGUUAGACUCGUCAGUGGCAAGAAUCAGCAUGAAGGACUCCUGGAGAUUUUCUACAAGGAUCGCUGGGUCACAAUCUACAUCGAAUCGGGAGAUGAUUAUUUCUCCAGAACGGUUCUAUUCAGUGUCGGUACAGUAGUCUGUCGCCAGCUCGGGUACGGAUACCUAAUGGACGUGACAACUGAUGAUCGGUUCGGUGAGAUUGCAGUGCCGAUCGCUAUUGAGAAUAUGAGAUGUUCGAGAGAUGAGGAGUCGUUGGCGCAAUGCGAGUUUGACGAGAUGGAUGCUGAUGAUGGCUCACCAGUGAACGGUGCUGCCGUUGGGUUCAUAUGCAGUGGAGCACUUCCAGAAGGGAAACACCCAAUCCGAUUUGCAUACCCUGGAGUCAACCGUGGCAGUCAAUCGGGGAGAUCAACAUAUCUGGAGAUAUUCUAUGAUGGCAAAUGGGGCACAAUUUGUAACACCGGUUGGACCCGAGAAAACUCCAUUGUCGCUUGUCGCGAGCUCGGCUACAGUCAUCUCUGGUAUGAUGGGAACGGAUUGGGAAGUGGAGGUUCCGGCUACAAAGGACCAAUACUACAAGAGGGCAUAACUUGUAAAGGUGACGAAGAGAGAUUGGACCAAUGUGAACUUGGGACAUGGUCCCAACACCACUGCAGUCAUGACCAAGAUGUCUCUUUGGGCUGCUCUAAAUCUAUAGAGUCGACUACCAAGAGGUCCCCGCCAACAACCGCCGACGCGCCCGUACACCAGGGUCACGCAGCUCAAUUGUUCUUCCUUUUGUUUCUCAUUUCAUUUAUUUAAUUGUUUAAGGAGUCAAGGUAAAAUCAUUGGUAAAAAUCCGUUUUGAUGUCUCGUCGAAUGGGGCAUUAAUUUAAGAUAACUUGCAAACGUUUCAGAUUGGCGCUCCAGAGUCACGCCGAACCAAAGUCUGAAUUAAGUACAUACAAAAUGGCUUCUGAAUUCGUGAGGAGCGACUGGACAAAUGUUCGGCUCCCUCUGAAGUAACAUAGUUUUUGAGAAAGAGGUAAUUUAUCACUCGAACAUUCAGCACAACCCUUUCAUUAAGCCUCUGGAAGCAUACAUGUACAUGUGCAACAAAGGGGUGUUUUCUUUCAUCAUUUUCUU